AUGCUUUCCUACCUCCUUUCGUGGAUGACUGUGGAAAAUCGCUUCACCAGCACCUCGAUCCUUCCUCCGUCUAUCACAUCCGAAAGAGUUAUGGAGGUGCUCCACAACCAUGUGACGAUGGUCAAAUUGAAUCCCUUGGUCAUUGAUCUCCAAAGAUGCGAGCCUCACGAGGACGCCCCAGAGACCGACCGUGAUCUUGUCUGGUAUGAGAUUACCGAUAAGGUAUCCUAUUUACCCUUUGGGCUUCUUUCAGGGCAGGUCAAGUAUAAGGCUUGCUUUGAGGACCUUCCGAUGGGCCUACAGACCCAUAUUUACGCUCCCUUGGGGCUAUGUACCAAGAAUACGUGGACCGUUGAGGGCCAGAUGGACGAACUUCAAUUGAAAGAAGAUGUCUUGAUGAAGUGUAACAUCCUGGUGGCACCGUUCGUAAAGGCAACGAUCAAGGCUUCCCACGGUCCUCUGGUAGAGCGGCUGAUCAUGGAAGCUAAGUUGCCAGAUGGAGAUCUGAAGUCGUCUGUAGGGGGAUAUGUGGAACGACAGUCAGAUCGGUCGGCUCUCCACAAAAGAAAGUAG
Messenger RNA from Aspergillus bombycis, 573 nucleotides. RefSeq lists its product as uncharacterized. Bases 1 to 573 code for a protein of 190 amino acids. The record is from RefSeq and is a predicted model, not a curated record. Lineage: Eukaryota; Fungi; Ascomycota; Eurotiomycetes; Eurotiales; Aspergillaceae. The transcript has 2 exons.